GGAGCCUGGACCCUUUAGGAUCAGUAUCAUUACAUUAUUUGGUUAACUUUCUUUGCAUUUCAUGUGCAUCUACGAUGGGGAGAUAAAAGCGAACUGUUGGCGACUGUUUUCUAUGCCCAGCCAGCGAACAUCAAUACGUUAUGAGUUAUCAGCUCUCAGCAAAUGAUCUCAGCUCUUCGUCAGGGGGUCGUGACCUGGAAGGUCAUGUGCAGAGCAGCUAACCCGUCAGCACAGAAGUCCAGUUUAUAAUUAACAUGAUUGAAAGGUACUGACUGAUAGCAGGGUUAAUCAGUUCCCUGUCCCCUUGUGUAAGAGUUUAAAGAAAAUGUGCAUGAAUUUUAAGAGAACAAUCUGUCUAUGUGUGAUUGGUGUUUCGUUUGAGACAGGUGAGGACAAACAAAGUCUAUUAACUGCAUAAGAUAGAGAGUCCAAAACUAAACCUCCACCAGCAAACACACAUAACACAGGAACUGAACCAGGAGCAAGGGAAUUGUGAGCAGGAGCAACACUGGACCCAACGCGACUGAAGUUAACAGACAAAGUGACAAAGACGAGAGAGAAAGACUUAGUCUAAAUACUGCAGGGCUGAGGGACACAUCCGGCUGCAGGAGCAGGUGAUGAGUGGUGGGAAUCAACAAAGUACUUUUACCUCAUCUUCAUUUCUUUUUAGCAGAAAAAGACAAUGUGAAAUGUGAGAAAAAGACAUGGCCAGCUCUGGACCUGACUCAGUAUAAAAUAAAACUGUGUUACAGGAGGUUUCCUGUUGGUCCCAAGAAUGAUAAAAACAAAUGUAGUUUCACAUUUAUUUGCAGGCUACAUAUAAGUUGAAUCCCAUUAUAAGAAGAAUGGAAAAAAAAUAGAAACAGUGUCAAAACUAAAUACGUUUGCCUUUCCAAUAUGUUUAAGGAAUGUUUGAAGGAAGCAAAUGAGGUAAAUGCUCAAUGUGACAGGACAUCUCAAGUGCGCUUGAUCUUAUAAUGCAUCUUGGGAAACAGAUACUUUAUAAUACACUUUUGCUUCACAUAUAUAGGCAAAUAUCUUUACUUUUUUUUAAGUGCAUAGUGUUAAACACUCACAUUGUACAGAAACACAAUUUAAAUUUUCGUAGCAGGUUUACUAAAAAAAAAUUGCGGUUACCUGCUAAUUUUGAUGCAAAAGUUAAAGUGUGGUGAACAGGCUCGUGUCCUGGUUGAACUCAACAGUCAGGUUUAUGUGAGUCCACAGAGGCACGAGGGGAGAGGGGAAGGGUGCAGUCCACUGAUAUGACUCUACCCCGUGCUGUUAUUGUAAUCACCACUGCUCACUUCUUUUCCCUCCGCUGCGUGACCUCGCCGCUUCCUCCUUCCCUCGUUCCCCCGCCACUCCCGUCUCACACUCCAUGAAUGUGACUCAGUUUUGAUUUGCACACCCCCACUGGCUCAGGAAGCCCUGUGCACGGGGGGUUGAGGGUGGUGCAUGAGAGCACCCCCCCAGGGGAACAUGCAAGAAAAAUGAAAAACAAAACAAAAAAAGUGAGGGGGUGAACUGAGGGGUAACUUUUCACCAUCACACGCACAACAGCAACGUACUGGCUUCCUCCAUUGAUAAAACCUUUUUCAAUAUCCGGUACGCACACUAAAGAUUAUAACCUUUACCAGUGGUACUCUCUGGACCUGUGUGAACUACAGGUAAUCCACAUACUGGACUUUGGCCUUGCUGCAGGUAUAUGUGUCAAAGUUAAGCUAUGGGCAAACAGACCACAGAAUAACCUGGCACCCUCUGGACCUGUUGUCUGAGACAAACUUCUGGAUUCGGACACAAAAAGAACCAGAGGACAUGUCCGGCACGAUCCCAAUAUUCCUGUCAUGGCUCUGCCUCCUGCUGCUAAAUCCCAUCAGCGGCAGCAGGAUUCUGGUUUUACCCGUCGAUGGCAGCCACUGGAUCAACAUGGAGGUGAUCCUCCAAGAGCUGCACUCCAGAGGCCACGAGCUCACCGUGCUGCGCUCCGCCAAGAGCUGGUUCAUUCCCAGUAACUCUUCUAUUUAUACAUCUAUUGACGUGAUAAUGCUAGAGGACGAGUCAGACAAGGACUUCGCAAAUAAAAUGCUACAAGAUGUCAUGGAAUGCCGCAGGUCGCAUGGUUUUAUACGGACCUUAUACCAGCAGAACAUGCUCACUUCUAUGUUGGCAAAAGGCCAUGAGAUCCUUGCCAGAGCAGCUGCUUUAAUGUUGGAUGACCCUGUUUUCAUUAAGAAGCUGCGGGAUGCAGAGUUUGACUUGAUGUUGACGGACCCUGCUCUGCCUUUAGGAGUUCUUCUGGGGAGUUACCUCAAGCUACCGAUGGUUUUGAAUGUGCGCUGGAUCAAUAGCGGGGAGGGUCACCUCACCCUGGCUCCCUCUCCUGUCUCCUACGUGCCCGUGUCAGGAAGUGAACUCCAUGAUAAGAUGGACUUUCAGGAAAGGACCAAGAAUAUGUUACAUUACCUCUAUAGUGUUUAUGAACAGCACGUCAUUAUUAACCCUCACUACUCCGAUCUGUUCCAACGACACUUCCCUCCUGGGACUGACUUGCUGUCAGUGCAGCGUGCCGCUGAUAUCUGGCUGUUGAGGGCGGAUUUUGUCUUCGAGUUCCCUCGACCCACGAUGCCCAAUGUGGUCUACAUAGGGGGGUUCCAGUGUAAGAAGGCCAAACCCCUCACCGCAGAGCUGGAGACCUUCAUGCAGAGUUCUGGAGAGCACGGGGUGGUGGUUAUGUCACUAGGCUCCUAUGUGUCAGCCCUGCCUCGCGAAGUCACUGAGGCCAUAGCUGCGGCUUUUGCUCAACUGCCGCAGAAGGUGGUGUGGAAGUUCGCGGGAGAAAAGCCGUCAUCGCUGGGCAGCAACACCCUGCUAAUGAAGUGGCUGCCUCAGAAAGAUCUCCUGGGACACCCCAAGACUCGGGCCUUUGUGGCCCACGGAGGCACCAACGGUAUGUAUGAGGCCAUCUGCCACGGUGUCCCUGUCGUGGGCCUGCCGCUCCUCUUUGACCAGUUCGACAACCUACUCCGGCUGAGGGUGCGCGGGGCAGCGCGGGUGGUGGAGGUCCAUUCACUCACCAAAGAGAACUUCCACGAGGCUCUAAAGGACGUCCUGGAGACCCCCUCGUACCGAGACAGAAUCCAGCAUCUCUCCGUGCUACACCACGACCGACCACUGUCUCCAAUGGACACCGCCAUCUUUUGGAUUGAGUACGUCAUUAGGAACCAAGGAGCGGCCCAUCUGCAGCCGGCAGCUUUUAGUCUGCCCUGGUACUCCUACUUCUGCCUGGAUGUGGCUGUUUUCAUCAUGGCCGUCCUCGGAGCCCUCGUCUGGGCUGUAGUCCUGGUCAUUAAGGUUCUCUGCUGCAGGAGGUUCAGGAGGAAGAUAAAAGCAGAGUGACAUGAUUCAAAUUAUUUAACAGCAGCUGACACAUUUUAGCUGCUUAUUUUAGACUAACAUAUUUCAGAAAAUCAGGAUUCUAAAUUUUAGAUGGUUGUUAAGCGUCAGAUUUAAAUGCUGAAUUCCCCCCUUAUAAUCGUUUUUUUUCCCAGACAUAUGACAAGUGUUUUGUGGAGUACGUUCACUUAUACCUCAUGUAGUCCUUCAUACUUUACAAGACACCGUCCUCAAACAGUAAGCAAGCAAAAAAAAGUGCUAUGUAAACCAUAUCAUAGAUGUUGUAUUUCUGAUGAAGAAAAACCGAGAACAGAGACAACCUGAUCACGGUGUGAUUUAGUUUAGUUUCAUUGACUUUCUGUUAGAUCCAAAGGCAACGUGAGCGGAAUGUGUGUAGUCGUAGAUGAAACCUAAGUCCUCAAGAAAACAGCACCAUCUUUUUUUCUACCAUGUUUUAUUUCACUCUUUUGGGGGAUUUUAUUUAAAAAAUGCUGAUAAAUGUAUUUAUCUUAUGUAAUUAUUAAUAAACCAACUCCUGUACAUUA
Pleuronectes platessa (European plaice) is the source of this 3938-nucleotide messenger RNA. RefSeq names its product UDP glucuronosyltransferase 5 family, polypeptide G1 (gene ugt5g1). The transcript has 2 exons. The record is from RefSeq and is a predicted model, not a curated record. Lineage: Eukaryota; Metazoa; Chordata; Actinopteri; Pleuronectiformes; Pleuronectidae. Bases 1816 to 3396 code for a protein of 526 amino acids. Gene Ontology annotation, molecular function: UDP-glycosyltransferase activity.